Brenthis ino (lesser marbled fritillary) is the source of this 642-nucleotide messenger RNA. The record is from the annotation of a GenBank genome assembly. Lineage: Eukaryota; Metazoa; Arthropoda; Insecta; Lepidoptera; Nymphalidae.
AUGGGGCGAAGAAAACGCAGAGACUAUCAAUGGGGUUCGUGCGUGGGCACGUGCGCGCACGGCGGGCGCUGCGUAGCAGGCGCAGGCGGCGGCGCGUGCGCGUGCGCUGGCGCGUGGGGCGGCCCGCGCUGCCAGCACUACGUGGGCCACGAUCACGCCUGCCUCGCCGCCGCCUGCCCGCCGCCCACCGUCUGCGUGUGGAGACCCUCCAGUGACCCCGCGAAGGCGGGCACGCCGUACUGCGCGUGCGGCGAGGGGCUGCAGUGCGGCGCGGGGAGCGCGGGGGCGGAGGCCGGCGCGGCGGGCGCGGGCGCGGCGGCGUGGGGCGCGGGGCUGCUGGCGCUGCUGGCGCUGCUGGCCGCGCUGCUGGCCGCGCUCUACCUCGUGCACAGGAGGCGACACGGCGCGUUCGUGCACGCGCGGCUGGCGGAGGGCGGCGCGGAGGCGCUGGAGAUCAGCAACCCCAUGUACCUGGGGGACGACGAGCCGCCGCCCGAGCCCCACGCCCACGCCCACCGCAACCGCGCCAACACUAACGGCGGCAACCACUUCGCGAACCCGAUCUACGAGAGCAUGUACGCGCCGGACGCCGCGCCCGCCGAGGUAACGCGCGCGUACGGACGCCUCGCCACCACCGACAUG